Messenger RNA from Folsomia candida, 1819 nucleotides. Its product is annotated as pickpocket protein 28-like. Gene Ontology annotation, cellular component: membrane. Gene Ontology annotation, biological process: sodium ion transmembrane transport. The record is from RefSeq and is a predicted model, not a curated record. The transcript has 12 exons. Bases 29 to 1780 code for a protein of 583 amino acids. Gene Ontology annotation, molecular function: ligand-gated sodium channel activity. NCBI's taxonomy places the organism in Eukaryota, Metazoa, Arthropoda, Collembola, Entomobryomorpha, Isotomidae.
CACUCUUGAGAAGAAAAGGGACAAAAUCAUGGAAAAGGAGCUGUAUGGCUUCUAUGCCAAAAACAUAUUACUUCACGACAAUUAUGUGCAAAAAAUAGAAAGUGUGCAAAAACAUGGGAUUUUCUCCCGAAUAUGGAACUGGAAACCACAGAAGGAUUACCUGGCCCUUCAGUUAUUCCGGGAAUGGUCGAUUCAUGGAGUGAAAUUUAUUGUGCAACCAAAACGGCAUAUCUGCGAAAGAAUUUUCUGGGGAAUCGCAGUCCUCUGUUGUACCGGAGUGGCAGGUUAUUUUAGCUACAAAGUGGUAGAAAAAUACAACUCGAGCCCUGUCAUCGUCUCCUUCCAACCAUCGCAAACAUCGGUUUCAGAGGUCCCAUUUCCAGCAGUAACGAUUUGCAACGUAAACCACUUCAAGAGGAGUGUUUUGGAAGCAUCAAUUCGGAAAGUGCAGGAAGCUGCUCGCAACAACGCGGAUCCAAAGACAGUCGAAGAUGAUGUAAUUCUGCUCAAAAUGCUUGAUCACAUUUGUGACGCUACGCAAAGUUUUAGUGCAAAAUUCAACUUUUCAAUCGGAGAUGCUACCGUUGAUUUGGAUGCAAAUAAUAAAAAUUUGGAAAAAUAUUGGAGUCAAUGGGAUAAACUUUCAGUUGAAGAACUUUACCAGCCAGCCCACAUGCAAAGUUUAAAUUCCGCAAAUCAAUUGUGUCAUGAAAUGAUUUACCUUUGCAUUUGGGAGGGCGUAGAGGUCGAAUGCAGAGAAUCGUUUUUCCCAGUUUUGACUGACCUUGGCCUUUGUUGUGUAUGGAAUUUGAUGCCGACUCGUCUGUUGCUGAAUCUCAAUGACACAGAUCCCACCAUGAAUGAGGAGCAGAGAAACAUAUCUCCGGAAGAUCUGGAAAGUUGGAAAAAGUUUAAUCUGGACGACGCUUUGAUGGAGAAAGUUGGUCGUGGGCAGAAGGAAAAGUUUCCACGUCGGCAAUCCAAAGCAGGUCAAAGUUCAGGCUUAUCCCUUCUCCUCUACCCAGCAAUUGACGAGUAUUUCUGCGCCUCGCACGACGCCUAUGGAUAUAGAAUUUAUGCUCACUCUCCCAUUGAGAUUCCGCACGUGCUGGACUUUGGCUUGGCCGUUGGACCAAAUACAGAAAUGUUUAUAAACGUGCAAGCAGAGGUGACCAUAGCUGAGAAAAGCCUUGAUGAAUUGACUUCGGAGGAGAGACACUGCUACUUUCUUGAUGAAAAGAAGCUUGCCAAUUACUUGCUUUACACCUCAACCAACUGCAUUGACGAGUGUAUAAUGGAGAGAACUGUCAACGCUUGUGAUUGCGUCACUUUUGAGAUGUACCAAUCCACAGUGAACAAGAAACCAUAUUGUGCAAAUCUUACGUGCGCCGAUAACGUUCGAAAGCAAAUUGGGAUGAAGGGCACCAAAUACUUUUGCAAAGCCUGUUAUCCGAGCUGCAACAGGAUUGUGUACGACACGCAAACCUCGUCGCUGCCGAUCCGAACGGACGUCAACAUUUGGAAGAGUAACGAUCCUGAGAAACGGAUGGACUGGUCCAAGCAGAACACGUCAAUAGUUCAUGUUUAUUUUGGAUCUGAUUCUGUCUUGUGCCGGGUUCGGAAACGAUUAUUUGGCUUCAGCGAACUAUUUGCAAAUGUGGGUGGAAUUCUUGGAUUAUUCAUCGGAUUUUCAGUGAUUAGUGUCGUAGAGCCGAUUUACUACAUUAUUCGAUUGCUCACAGUGGAUGAUGAGGAUGCAGAGGAUGAACUUGAAACCUGAACUAAUAUUGGAAUCUCAAAAAACGAGUAUAAAUUAGUA